Molecule: messenger RNA, 2279 nt
Organism: Sesamum indicum (sesame)
Lineage: Eukaryota; Viridiplantae; Streptophyta; Magnoliopsida; Lamiales; Pedaliaceae
Product: UPF0481 protein At3g47200
Source: RefSeq, a predicted model, not a curated record
AACACUAACUUGAAAAUUUAGGUAAAAAAAAAUUCAUCUCACUUUAUUUACACACUGAUAUUACAUUUAUAUAACCUUAUCUUGCACCAAUAAUCCACAGAGUCAAAACCCACAUUAUCUAUAAAGGAGGUGAAAGUGAGCAAAGGCAAUGUUUUGCAACCUUCAUCCUGAGUACUCUGAUUACUUCGUCGCUAAUUGCUGAACAACUUGCGACCAUCAGCGCCAGAUUUUGACUCAAUCUUGGUGGUCUUUCAUUCAAAUCCUUCUUGCUCAUGGUUCAACAACAGGUAAAACUAUUUGAAGCAGUGGCUAUUUGUUCAUUUUACUCUACGGCAAAAUUAGAAAUGUAGCCGCCCAUCAGUAACCAGAUCUGCAGUUCGCCAACCAACUCCUUCUCUUCAUUUGUCUUACUUCACAAAAGCCUCACUGCAUUUGUUUCUAUUAGCAAGAAAUUCAAAUGGCUGAGGAUUCCGCCAAAGAGAUUGCUCUUGAAAUCAAGCAUAUGCUUGAUUGCUCACGUUCUCCAGCCUUAAAGCCCUCUAUCUUUAAAGUUGAUGAUCAUUUGCGGAUUCCUGGGAGGGACAACGAUUAUGAUCCAGAAAUACUGUCGAUUGGUCCUUAUCACCAUGGGAAAUCUGGUUUACAAAAUAUGGACCAGCACAAGUGUUGGUACUUGAAGCAACUUCUUAGUCGUAAAAAUGAGAGUGUCGAAAGAUAUGUCAUUGCCGUGGCAGCAAUGGAAGAAAGAGCACGGAGAUGCUAUGCCGAGCCUGUUGAUCUUGACGUUAAUGAGUUUAUCAAGAUGAUGGUACUUGAUGGCUGCUUCCUCAUUGAAUUACUGCGCUACCAUAGUCUGAAAGAUCUGAGAGUUGCCAAUGACCCAAUUUUCAAAAAUGAGAGAAUCCUUAGUCAACUGCGCCAUGACAUUAUGUUGCUUGAGAAUCAGCUUCCUUUCUUUGUCCUAAAUCAGCUAUUCAACAUGACUAAAAUAGAGGAUUCAAGAGACGACAUAAUUGGUCUUACCUUGUGCUUUAUCGAUGGCAUGUUUCUGAACAUCUCGGUCUCAAAAGUCUACCAGAAAUUACCAACGCAGAAUAUUGACCACCUUUGCAGCUUGAUACAUGAAAUUUGUUGUCUUCCGUUUGCCGGGACAAUCUUACACAAGAAUUUCGGAAGUAAUGCAUGCCAAAAUUGGGAGAGCAUACUCUCCGUCUCAGGGCUCCAGGAGGUUGGAAUUAGAUUCCAAAAGGCAGAAGGAACAAGUGGUUUCAUGGAUAUGACAUUUGUAAACGGGGUGUUGAGAAUUCCACCAUUGAACAUAUUUGAUGAAACAGAGUCGCAAUUCAGAAAUCUCAUUGCAUAUGAACAGUACCUGCCAGAUUGUGAAGCAAGAUAUGUCUCAGACUACACGUUCUUUAUGAAUUGUCUCAUUAACACACCCGAGGAUGUUAGACUGUUGCGCAAUUAUGGAAUCAUUGGAAACUGGUUGGGCGACGAUAAAGAGAUCUGCGAGAUGUUUAAUCGACUAGGGAAAAAUAUCCUCACCUCUACCAAAUUCAGUUACUCUCAUAUUUUUAAUGCUGUGAACUGGGAAUUUCAACGUCGAUCUAACAGUUGGAUAACAAAUUUGCGGAGGAAUUAUUUUGGUAGCCCGUGGUCAGUCAUCUCAUUACUUGCAGCCUUUGCAUUACUUAUCCUAACCUUGCUUCAGACUCUGUAUACCAUACUUUCCUACUACAAUCGUGUAGGUAAAGUGCAGCAGAUCUCGUGAUCCCUCAGAAAAAUUUUAAAUUUGCUAAUGUCAUGUUGUGAAUGUUGAAUCCAGAAUCUGUGUGGGAUGUUGUUUUGUUCUCGUAAGUGGAUUCAGACAGUCGCCUUGUGCUGCUAACGACGAAAAGAAUAUGUGGUUAGACUGUAUGACAAUGUGUGAGAUUUCUAUUUCAAAUCUGGAAAAGCCUCUCUCCUAGUUUCUAAUGUCUACUAGUAAAAUGCUACCUGCAGUUUCCGGAGCCAUAGCCGACGAAUUUUAGCCCGGUUCCGUUCUGUAAGAAAUAAUUACCAGUGAAGUAGAAGUAAAAGGAACACCCUGCCUAAUAUUUUUAUGUUAAAUCGAUUGGAACAGAGAUGCAAAUUUUUAGUUUGUUGCCUAUCGAUUGAAACAGGGAUGCAAGUUUUUAGUUCGUUUGGACAUGGCUAAUAACUUACAAACAUGUCCCGUUGCGAUGAAGGUCAUUGUUUGAGCCUUCGAGGUAUUUGCUUGUUUUGUUGAAGCAUAAUUG